CUCGGUUUCCAGAGGACUCGCUCCGACGCCGAAAGCGAUUGCACCGUCCCCUCUUCCUGUGAGACGGUUGGUGCCUUAGCAACUAAACCUAGCAACUAGGGAAUCCUCGAGUGUUACGGAUCUCGGCUGAGGGGCCUUGGAAACCUUGAGCUCACAACGAGCCGUUUCCAGCCUCCUGGGCAAGGGAACAGUAUCCUCCCUUGCCUGGGAUUCUGGAACCAUUUCAUUCUGGUGAAAGUAAGAGGCAGCUUGGGACCAGCAGCCUUUCGCGGAGAAAAGUCUGACAUGCCCAUCCUAUGUGACAGUCGGCAAAACGACUCUGUGGAUAUCCCAAAUUAGUAAAGUAUCAAUCAAUGGAGGCAUCUGAAGUCUUAUUCAGUUGUUCAACGAAUUAUAAACUAACCUUUACUGCCCGUGGAACCGAAUUAAGGAAAAAGUCCAGGAAGAGGAAUUGCAGACUGGAUUUUUUUUUUUCCAUUUUGGCAGUUACUCAGUAACUGCUUUUUUUCGUUUGCUUGUUCCUGCGGCAUGCGGAAUCUUAGUUCCCUGACCAGGGAUCAACCCAUGCUCCCUGAAUUGGGAAUGCCAGGAAAGUUAUAUGGGGAAAAUCAGAUUUAGGCAGCGAUCAUUAUGCACAUCUACUUGGGAGUCCAGUAAAUCUAUCUUGAAUGAUGUGCUAGAGAUAUCCAUUAUUAUCUCCCUCUCCACAUCUUCUGUUGUCAUCCACAACCUCUGCUGAAGGAGUGGACCCAGAUUGCUGAAGCUAAAAGGGAUGUUUAAUUCUAAGUUUGGAUCCGUUCCCAAGUUUUAUGUUCGAGCACCAGGAAGAGUCAAUAUCAUAGGAGAGCAUAUAGAUUACUGUGGAUAUUCUGUUCUUCCUAUGGCUGUAGAACAAGAUAUGUUAAUAGCUGUGGAACCUGUGAAAACACACGUUCUCCAGCUGGCCAAUACCAAUCCCUUGUACCCGGACUUCAGUACUAGUGCUAAUAACAUCCAGAUUGACAAAACCAAGCCUCUGUGGCACAACUAUUUCUUAUGUGGAUUUAAAGGAAUUCAGGAACACUUUGGUCUUAGUGACUUGACUGGAAUGAAUUGCUUGGUCGAUGGAAACAUCCCACCGAGUUCUGGCCUCUCCAGCUCCAGUGCUUUGGUCUGUUGUGCUGGCUUGGUGACACUCACAGUGCUGGGCAUGAACCUAUCCAAGGUGGAACUUGCAGAAAUCUGCGCCAAGAGUGAGCAUUACAUUGGCACUGAAGGAGGAGGGAUGGACCAGUCCAUAUCAUUUCUUGCAGAAGAAGGAACUGCCAAGUUAAUAGAAUUUAGUCCUCUGAGGGCAACUGAUGUGAAACUCCCAAGUGGAGCAGUGUUUGUGAUUGCCAACAGUUGUGUGGAAAUGAAUAAAGCAGCAACUUCUCAUUUCAAUAUCAGGGUGAUGGAGUGUCGGCUGGCUGCAAAGCUGCUGGCUAAGCACAAAUGCUUGCCAUGGGAGGAAGUGUUGCGGCUGGAGGAGGUGCAGGCCAAGCUGGGGGUCAGUCUGCAAGAAAUGUUGUUGAUCACAGAAGAUACCCUUCACUCUGAACCCUAUAGCCCCAAGGAGAUCUGCAGGUGUCUGGGAAUUAGCCUGCAGGAACUCAAGACCCAAAUCCUGAGUCCAAACACUCAAGACGUGCUCACCUUCAAACUCUACCAGCGGGCAAAGCACGUGUAUAGCGAGGCCGCGAGAGUGCUCCAGUUUAAGAAGAUAUGUGAAGAAGCACCUGACAACACGGUCCAGCUGCUGGGGGAGUUAAUGAACCAGAGCCACGUGAGCUGCCGGGACAUGUACGAGUGUAGCUGCCCUGAGCUGGACCAGCUGGUGGACAUCUGUCGGAAAUUUGGGGCUCAAGGAUCACGACUUACGGGAGCAGGAUGGGGAGGCUGCACAGUAUCGAUAGUACCUGCUGACAAGCUGUCCAGCUUCCUAGCAAAUGUGCACGAAGCUUAUUACCAGAGGAGCAAUCGAAGCUUAGUGCCUGAGAAGCAGAGUUUGUUUGCUACCAAACCUGGAGGUGGAGCUUUGGUUUUCCUUGAGGCCUGAACUAUUUAGAGCAUUUAGGAACUGGCAGGACUUCUAUGCCACAGCAAAUUAAUCCUCUUUCUGUUUUGUAUUAUGAUGAAUGGUUGCUAUUAUCAAGAUGUAUUUCGAAAGAAAUGGUUGAAAGCUCCCUAUGCUUCAUAAUGAUUAUUUUUCCAUCUUAAAAUAUGUUUUCUACCAAUAAGAGCCAAAAUUAUGCUUGGCCAGAUCUCUUAAGAUAAUUUACUGGAUGUAUUGAUUUCAAGAUUUUUAAAAACAAAUGGUAAAAGACCAUCAAUACUGACCUCAUGGAUUGUACUUGAAUUAAACAUACAUUCUUAAAUA
Aethalodelphis obliquidens (Pacific white-sided dolphin) is the source of this 2398-nucleotide messenger RNA. RefSeq names its product galactokinase 2 (gene GALK2). Gene Ontology annotation, cellular component: cytosol; cytoplasm. Lineage: Eukaryota; Metazoa; Chordata; Mammalia; Artiodactyla; Delphinidae. Gene Ontology annotation, molecular function: galactokinase activity; ATP binding. The transcript is spliced from 13 exons. Gene Ontology annotation, biological process: carbohydrate phosphorylation; galactose metabolic process. The record is from RefSeq and is a predicted model, not a curated record. Bases 773 to 2077 code for a protein of 434 amino acids.